UAUUCAGCCGCCAUCAUACCAAAAGUAUCCACGGUACCUAACGUGCUUCGAACGGCAUUUAAGCGAAAAGAGAUUUAGUUUUCUCUGUUUUUACACUAAAUACAGUUUACGUUCUUAAUUGUAACCGAAUCUAAAACAAAUCCGAAAUGGCUGACGAUAAGAAAGACAACAAAGGAACUGAAUCGGAGCACAUCAAUUUGAAAGUAUUGGGACAGGAUAAUGCAGUGGUUCAAUUUAAAAUCAAGAAACAUACACCGCUGAGAAAAUUGAUGAAUGCAUACUGUGACCGAGCUGGUUUAUCGAUGCAAGUGGUGCGAUUCCGUUUCGACGGACAGCCGAUAAAUGAAAAUGAUACGCCAACAUCAUUGGAAAUGGAAGAAGGUGACACAAUCGAAGUGUACACGCAGCAAACUGGCGGACGACAUUAAUUUAAAAUUAACAAACAACAACAUCAACAAAACAUUCUUCAAAUCAAAGAAACCAACAACAAAUAGAUUUCAUCCUCCUUGAAAAAAAAAACAAUCUGAUUCCAUCUCAUCAUCCUAACCAUUUUUUUGUUUUUGUUUUUUUUUUAAGUUUCCUUUUCCCUUCAUGAAACAGUCGAAACAUUUUUGUACUCUUCAUUUUAUUAUUUCGAACCAUUGCGCAAAGAAAGUGUUAACGCUGUGGAAAUGAUGAAAAUCCCAACGGUUUUUUCACGGAACGUCUUGUUCAAUCUGAGUAAUUAAAAAAAAAAUAAUUUUACGAUGUGUGUUUACAUUCAGCAUAAUUUUCAAAACAUUCACAUCCCAUUUAUCAUAAAUGAUUUUAUCAAAAGUAUGAACUACUGAUGAAUAAAGUAAUUAGAAAGUAAAAACAAAAAGGGAAACCAUGAA
Bradysia coprophila is the source of this 875-nucleotide messenger RNA. It is a transcript of the gene Sumo, whose product is annotated as Small ubiquitin like modifier. NCBI's taxonomy places the organism in Eukaryota, Metazoa, Arthropoda, Insecta, Diptera, Sciaridae. Gene Ontology annotation, molecular function: protein binding. The record is from RefSeq and is a predicted model, not a curated record.